Messenger RNA from Anthonomus grandis grandis, 1733 nucleotides. RefSeq names its product THAP domain-containing protein 5-like. The transcript is spliced from 4 exons. Lineage: Eukaryota; Metazoa; Arthropoda; Insecta; Coleoptera; Curculionidae. The record is from RefSeq and is a predicted model, not a curated record. Gene Ontology annotation, molecular function: sequence-specific DNA binding. Bases 351 to 1613 code for a protein of 420 amino acids.
ACUAAUGACUUGAUAGGUGACAGUGAAGUAGUCAAAAGUUGUUAUUGUUUUGAUAUUGCUUGUUUUAAAUUAACUAUUCCUAAUUUUUCCGAAUUUUUAUUGUGUUUAUUAUUUUGAAUUAACCAUAUAACAUUUAGGUGAAUAUGUCACAACCUCUGUUAGUGUGUAGUCCUACCACUCCUACCUAACCUAACAUUUUGAAAACAUUAACUUCAAUAGAAUAGAAAAAAAAACUGAAAAUUCCAUUGAAAAAAAAACUUAGAUUUUGUAAAUCAAAGCCUGUUCCCUAUCGCUAGCCAUAUGUUUAAAAAAAGCUUAUUAAUAUUUUUCAAAUUGCAAAGGAAGAUAUAAUGGGAGGUUGGUGUGCAGCAGUAGGCUGCAAGAACUCCGGAAACAAAGGCUACAUAAUGAAAUAUUUCCCAAAAGACCCCACAAGGAGAAAACAAUGGGUGGAAAAUAUGAAGAGGCCUGGUUUUACACCUACCAGAAACUCUGUUCUAUGUCAGGUGCAUUUUACUGCAGAAAUGUGGGAGAAGACUAGGGAGGAUGGUUCAAAAAAACUGAAGCUGAGUGCUGUACCAACCAUUUUUGGUGUAAACUGCCUCAGUCAGAGUUCUGAAGAAGAAUUAAUUGAAAUACAUAUAGAGGAAGAGAAUAUGGAUGAAGAAAUCUCUUGUAAGAACCACAAACUUCUCCAAGACGAACUGAAUUUCUCAAAUACAUCAGAGCUAUUGCAGGAUCCCAAAUUAAUAUCUAAAGAUGAACAAGCAGCUCUUUUAGUCCAGAAUUGUUCUAUUUUAUUGGUUCCACAUACAAAACUUCUUGACUCUAGUAAUAUAUUGGAAAAUGAUGAAAAUAGUGUGGCAUCACAUGCUAAACUUAUAGCCUUGUCCCCUAGUAAUGGGGAGUUUCACAUAGCUUCGCCAUUAUCAUAUGCUAACACUUCUUCUAGCAAUGAUGAUGAGUAUCAAUUAACUGAUGGUUCAUCCUGCGAUAGCUCUCAUAUAGAAGAAAUUAAUAUAAAUAGUCUCCAUAGAACAAUUCAAGCAAGCAGUGGUAAUGCAAGUAAAGAAAUAUAUGGAAAAAGUAGUGAAAAUGCCAGUAAGCAGCAUGAAAUAAAUAGUGACAAGGAUAGUGAUGCUCAAUUAAUAGAAAAAAUAUAUUUUAUAUGUGAUAAAGGAGAGGAGGGUAAUUUAGGAAGUGAAAAGGAUUGCGACGAGUCUACUAACCUCACUAAAAAAGAAAUCGUGACAAAAUAUGAGAAAAAAUGCGAUAAAUUAAAGGCGGCAGUACGACGGUACCGAUCAAGACUCAGAACAACUCAACAACGAAUUCAGACGUUAGAAAGUCUAGUGAAAGAAAAUCGACAUACAAAGUUACUGAAUUAUCUGUUUAAUGAGGAUCAAAUAAGGGCUUUGGGAAAAAUGAUACGUGGCAAGUCGAUAACGCACACAAAAUGGAGCGAUGACACGAUAGCGACAUCGUUAAAACUGAAAUUGGCCUGUGGGAAUAAGGGUUAUGAAGAAGUACUUAGGCAAAAGUUUCCGUAUCCUUCCAUUCGGACUUUGCAAAGGGCAAUUGCAGUGCCGGCGGAAUUUAAAAAUAGUUCUUAGUUUUCAAUGAUUUUAUAAUAUAUUAUAUGAUUUUACAAUGUUUAUAAUAUAGAUAUUGUAGUUUGCUAGAUUUUUAUAUGCAAUUGGAUGUUUUUUAAUAAAAAUUAUUUAUUAUUAGUA